Molecule: messenger RNA, 791 nt
Organism: Hemiscyllium ocellatum (epaulette shark)
Lineage: Eukaryota; Metazoa; Chordata; Chondrichthyes; Orectolobiformes; Hemiscylliidae
Product: tripartite motif-containing protein 14-like
Exons: 3
Coding region: 1-702 (233 amino acids)
Molecular function (GO): protein binding
Source: RefSeq, a predicted model, not a curated record
AUGCCGAUAAUGAAGGAUGCAUCUGAGCCCUUCAUAGCACAGAUUCCCAACGCAGACAUUAAUGUAUCUGUUGUGGAAAGGCUGUCAGAAUGGGUCCAGCAGCAGUAUAUAACAGCACCCCAACCAGCCCUGGGCAGGAACUUCCUGGUCAGUAUGUAUGGACAGACACCAACUCUAGAUCCUCACACAGCAUUUCCUCACCUCAUUCUGUCAGACAGUAACCGAUUUGUAUCAGGAUCAAAACGCCAGCAACCUUAUUUUGAUAGCCCAAAAAGGUUUAACUAUUGGUGGCAGAUUCUAUGUACCGAGAGAUUGAGCUACGGUCGUUGCUACUGGGAAGUGGAGAUCGGAGGAGAUCGCCGUCGGUGGGAUGUUGGAAUGUGUUAUGAGAGCUUGAGUCGGAAAGGCAAAGGGAAAGAAUGCUCACUGGGACAGAACAAAGAGUCAUGGUGUCUAUACUCAGAGCCAGGGAGCCUUGCAGCCUUGCACGAUAACAAUGCCACUAAACUAACAGCUCAAAUGCCCACAAGAGUGGGAGUCUAUGUGGACUUUGAGGCUGGAAUAAUCUCAUUUUACAGUGUAUCUGACAGGAAACUAACACUACUACACAACUUCCGGGAGCAAACAUUUACUAAGCCCCUCUAUCCAGCUCUGGGGGUGGCUGAUUUCACAACAUCCCUGGCAUUGUGCAGUUUAAAGUAAUGCAUUAUCACUGCUGAUAUUAAAAAGGAAGUGAUCAGAUCAAAAAUUGCAAAUGUCUGCCCUUUAACGGUAGUGCAAACACUUACAGU